UUAAGAACGAACGUUAAAUGUAUGGCGUGUAUGGCGAGAGCAGUGAGCUUGACGUUUGCCAAUAUACGAAAGCCUUUAAAUAUUAUUGAACUAAUUGCGAUUACUUAAAUUCUCUGCAUAUUUUGCGCUCUGUGUGACUUUAAAAUUUCUAAUUCACCACAGCACCACGUCAGGUGUGCUCACUACAAUGCGCGCCCUUUGAAAAUAUCGAGUUGAGAGUAUGCUUUCAAUGCGACCAUUUCGCUCACUUCUUAUUGGAUUUUCGAAGAAGUCGGACGUUUUAUGAGUCGGAAGUCAGUAUUCGCAAAAUAUACUGUUGUUAGGUGGCGCGUUGCGACAAUAAAGUGUUUAUAGGUGCGUACAUGUGUAUGCAUGUGAAAAGAUUUAUGUCAGCUGUAAUUAGGCGCGAAACCCAUACUUUGCUUCGUUAUUUCUCUACAAUUUAUUUAUAUAAACAUUCAUAAACACGAUGGAGCCCAGUUUUGAUGGUUGGGACUUUGCCGUACUGAUUACUGUGCUGUCGAUUUCGACUUCGAUUGGCAUUUACUAUCGCUAUACGGGCGGAAAGCAGAAAACAAUCAAGGAAUACCUCCUGGCCGACCAGAGUAUGUCCACAUUUCCGGUUGCUGUGAGCUUGAUGGCGAGUUUUAUGUCCUCCAUCUCAUUACUCGGUAUAUCCAAUGAGAGUUAUCAAUUUGGCACCAUGUUUUGUAUAAUCAAUUUGUCGUACAUCAUAAGCACACCGAUUAUAGCGUAUUUAUUCCUACCGGUGUUCUAUCGCAUGCGCACCAUGAGCGUUUAUGAAUACUUGGAACGUCGUUUUGGUCACUCAACACGUCUCGCCGCUUCGAUUGCCUACUCCAUACAGAUGAUACUUUACACGGGUAUUGUACUUUAUGCGCCAGCGUUAGCACUCGAAGCUGUUACCGGUGUGAGCAAGGUUACCGCGAUAUUAGCUAUUGGCUUAAUUUGCACCUUCUACUCGACCAUUGGUGGACUAAAAGCUGUGCUGAUAACCGAUGUCUUUCAAUCGCUCCUAAUGUUCGCUGCCAUUUACGCAGUAAUCGUCGUAUCGGCCAUCAAAGCUGGUGGUUUGGCGCCGAUUUGGCAGGUAGCCGAGGAGCGUAAUCGUAUAUAUUUCACGGACUUUUCUCUGGAUCCCACUGUGCGACAUAGUUGGUUGAGUCUCAUUAUUGGUGGCAUGGUGAUAUAUAUGUCAGUAAAUGCUGUUAAUCAGGUGCAAGUGCAACGUUUAUUGAGUGUACGUAAUUUGAAGAGCGCCCAGGCGGCAAUAUGGUGGAAUGUACCUAUUCUGAGCGCACUAAGCCUGAGCACAUUAUUCAGUGGUUUAGCGAUAUUUCAGUAUUAUAAAGAUUGUGAUCCCCUGCUGGAGGGUAGAAUACAAUCUAGAGAUCAAUUGAUGCCUUUAUUUGCGGUGGAUACAAUGGGUCAAUAUCCUGGUUUAUGUGGUCUCUUCGUAUCAGGCAUAUUUUCCGCCAGUCUCUCAAGCGUUUCAUCAGCGGUCAGCUCACUAUCGACUGUAACACUAGAGGACUACAUCAAACCAUUGUAUAAACACUUUACGAAAAGACCGUUACAAGAAACAGAAUCAACAUUGCCGAGUAAAAUUAUGGCCUGCAUUUAUGGGAUGGUCUGCAUCGGUAUGGCUUUCACGGCCAGUUCUAUGGGUGGUGUUCUACAGGCAUCUCUAACCAUUUUCGGCGUAGUCGGUGGACCAUUGUUGGCCCUCUUCACACUCGGUUUAUUUACGACGCGUGCGAAUCAACGUGGCGUACUUUUGGGCCUACUAAUCGGUUUGAUAUUCUCCUUCAUUAUCGGUUUCGGUGGUCCGAAACAACCGCCAACCACGUUAGAUUUUAAAGAUGAUGGUUGCCCAGCUGCUGGUAAUAUGACUUUGGUCGCCGAGUCCCUUACACAGGCGUUCAAUAUGACAACCGCGCAACCAACAACAGCGUCGCCGCCAAUUGCAUAUAACUGGUUCUAUAGACUGUCUUAUAUGUGGUAUUGCGUAAUCGGUUUUUUGAUUACACUAAUUGGUGGUUAUGUUUUAAGUUUGCUAUUGGAGGCUCUAAAAUGGGCUGACAAUAAGCAAAUCUAUCUGGAUCAUCAACAAAUCGAUGUAGACUUAUUCGUACCACCGUUGGCGCGAAGAUUAAGAAGGCACGACGCUGAGGAAUUGACAAAGUUCCAAGGUGCCUAGGAAAAAGUGUGUUUUGAAGUUCAGUUUUAUGUUGAAUAUGUUACUCAAUUAAUUAUAAUAUCUCUAUUUUAAUUUAAUUAUUUAAUUGACUUGUAAAUUUCGAACUUUCUUCUUUGCAUUUAUUUUUAAGCAAAUGGAGCUAAACUAACUCUUAGCUCAAGUCAUAGUAAUUCUAUAGGUUUAUGUUUACUGCAAAAAUACUUAAUAGCCGCUAAGGCUAAAAUAUUUACUUUUUACUUAAUAAAAUAAUCUAGUUUAAUUGUCAAUUUUAAGCACUUUACUAAUGAAUGUAAAAUAUAAUAAUAUUUGAGUUUAUACUUCACUCAGGAAAAUGUUACUACUUUUAGUGUUAUUUGUAUUAACGAAACGAAAAGAAACUCUGGAAUAAAUAUGUAUAUUCGAAAUAAAUUGCUAAAAAUAUGUAUUUUUACUAAAUUUUCAUAUUUGUGUCAGAUAUAUAGGAAAGUAGGUACAAAUAAAAAUAGGUACCCAUUUGUAUUGUCGUCAGCUGAAAAAGUAUUGUAAAGGGUUUUAAUGCUGAUUUGCUGUUAAUAAUCGUUGCUAGCUUUUGAUGACACAUGACAUUAAUGUUUUUACAGAUUAAUUUUGCUAAGCAAAGUAUACACAUUAUACCAUAUACUACUGCAAUUAAUUUUGUUGAAAAAAAAUAAAGUAAAAUGUUUAAUGUACAAAAUUUA
Bactrocera neohumeralis is the source of this 2919-nucleotide messenger RNA. RefSeq names its product putative sodium-dependent multivitamin transporter. Gene Ontology annotation, cellular component: membrane. Gene Ontology annotation, biological process: sodium ion transport; transmembrane transport. The transcript is spliced from 3 exons. NCBI's taxonomy places the organism in Eukaryota, Metazoa, Arthropoda, Insecta, Diptera, Tephritidae. The record is from RefSeq and is a predicted model, not a curated record. Gene Ontology annotation, molecular function: symporter activity. Bases 470 to 2221 code for a protein of 583 amino acids.